AUGUCUCCGGAGCUGCUUUCUUUGCUCCAGCAAGCGUUCCGCUCUCCCCGGCGCACCGCCUCUCCUUCCACUCGCAUCAUGGCCGAGGCAGCUCCGCCAACCGGAAUGGGGAACCGCCAACUUCGCGAGUGGAUACAGGAAUGGGGCAGUGCGUGGGAUUUCCUCGGCCUCGCCCCCGGCAGCGCCAUGAGCGAGGUCCUCCGCGCCUACAAGCGCACGGCGAUCCGCCUCCACCCGGACAAAAGUCCGCCUGAUGAGGUUGAAAUGGCCACUGUGCGCAUGCAGGCCCUGGGGAAUGCCAAGGAGAUCCUCCUCAACCCAAGCCUACGGAUUCUGCACGACAAUAUCCUGGGCGUCGGCGUAGCUGGUGGGACAGCUCCUCCUCCCUCGAGUGCGGCGCCAGAUGGAGGCUCAGGCGGCACCGCCCCCCACCAUGGUUGGUGGAAUCAGGCGGUCACGGUGGCGCCCGAGCUCCGGGACUACAAUCCCGGGCCCGUGGCGCCGCCCUAA
This is a messenger RNA of Symbiodinium sp. CCMP2592, 510 nucleotides long. Lineage: Eukaryota; Dinophyceae; Suessiales; Symbiodiniaceae. The record is from the annotation of a GenBank genome assembly.